AUGAAUCGCUAUGUUCGGGCGCAAAAUGUUAUCAGUAUUGCCAAAAGAAGUGUUUUAACCACAACCAGGCUUAAUGCCCAUCCAAAGAAAGUCCUGCCUAAGAAGGCCUCCUCCAUCAUCCAUCUUGAUCUUCCACAAAUCAAGACAGCCGAAAUCACUCCUAAAAAGAUGCGAAUGGCGCUCAACUACAUCCUCGAAAACCUCCUAGUCGACGGUCGGGUGACAGUUGUCCUCAAAGAAAGCCAAAAACCGCCAGGAAUCCUCAUCGACGAAAACUUCCUCAAAGAAAACUUAGAGCCCGACGUUUUUAAAAACUACUUCCGUAAUAAAACAUAUCUGAAAUCAAUCGGCAUCAGAAGAAUUCGUCAGCGCGGGGACUCGUGGAAAAGAGAUCAGCGCGGAAAACUCAACGAUUUUUACUACCAAAUUUUCAUCCCUUACAAAGAUGUGUCGGUGGAGAAUAGAAGCAAGUUGGAAGAGUGUCUCAAAACGGCAGGAUUGUUGGAAGAUUCUGUCUGCGAACAUUACGCGGAUUCGGAAGGAAAUCAAUUCUCCAAAGAAGUGCUGAGAUCCGCGCUAGAAUCUAAAAGCCCUCUAGAGCUCAUUUGCAAGGGCUACCCGAUUAGAGGAGUAAUGGAUAUGAUGAAGUACAUGCGUCUUACGGGAACAGAAUUUUCGCAUAAAUACAUCGAUGACCCUACUGAAGAGAUCUACAGGCCACUUGCCGCGCUAGAAUAUGCAAAAGGCGAACUUCUCAUGGAUGAAAUAGCUCCGGAAGAAAGCGAAAAACGAGCGAUGCAAGAUUUCAUCGGCGACGCAAUCUUCCACAAGAAUAAUUAUGGGAUCAUUCAUCAGUUUCUCGAUUUCAUGAAGAUCGACAUAAAAAUUCGAAUACACGCUGCUUACAGAAAUCGAGGCCAGCUCUCUGAAUUGUACAAAGAGAAUCCUCACAAACGAGCCCGGCGAUUUAUGGCUCAAUAUUCGCAUCUGGUCUUCCCGAAUCAUUCCUUGAGCCGAUUCCUGAACCAGAAAGCGCUGCUCAUGGCGGAACUUGCUGAAAGAAAUCGAACAGAUCCGCGUGGUUCUGAUCCGCUUUUCUGGGAGUACGAGCGGGCCUCGCAGUCGAUUGAUUACAGAAUGAAGAGGAAGCCUAUCUUUGAAAAACUUGAUUUGAUUGUAAAUCCGGCAGUGAAUCAAGCGGCGAUUAGGUCGUUCGAUCAAAUUCAAGAGGACACGUUGGGUAUUUUGGACGAAUACAGCGACAUUAUUGAACGAAUUUGGGAUGGAGACAGGGUCUCGAAAAAUUGGAUGUGGGGCGGUUGUUAG
Molecule: messenger RNA, 1326 nt
Organism: Oikopleura dioica
Lineage: Eukaryota; Metazoa; Chordata; Appendicularia; Copelata; Oikopleuridae
Source: the annotation of a GenBank genome assembly